AUAUACACUUAUAAACGAGCAAAAUGAUAGAAGUACGAUAUUAGCAGUAUCAAGAUAGUGAUGUGUAUGAUUAAAAUACGUCAGCUAAUAAUCUCUCAUUUGAAUAAAUAUUCUAAUGGAUUAUAUUUCAUGUGAAUACAUAUUUAAAGAAUUAGAAGCCGAUAGUGGAAUUGAUUAAAAUUAUAAUAAUUAAAAUAAUUCAUAUAUUGUUUUACAUAACCAAUAAAGAGUUUACUUAUAUUGCUGUGUAAUUAUAUCAAUAAUAGGAGUGACUCGAAAAAGAAUUUCUUCUGAUUUCUUUGCAUUUUCAUCUUUGUGAUAUAAAUUAAUCGUGACAAUGUAAUAAUGGCUGAUUUAUUUGAUAUAGCGAAUAUAAUUACAAGCGUAGGCGUUGGUGCCGUCAAAAUUAAAUCGGAACCGGGCUUGCCGGAAAAAUCAUCGAAUGAAAUUUUGACAGAACUUUUCAGUACCUUCGAUGCAGACGAGGGAAUAGUAUCACCAGAGAAUAGUGAUCAACAAGUUCCAGAUGCAAUUGUUAAAGCGGAGAAAAAGGAAAAAACACAAAUGGAGAAAAGAAAAAAAAAGAGUAAGAAAAAGCAUAAACAUAAGGAAAAAAAGCAUAAAAAAAGAUCUAAACACAGUUCUUCGGACAGUAAUAAUAGUGAUGUAGAAAGUACUGUUAGUAAGAAAAAGAAGAAACAUAGGAAAAAGUCUAAGCGCAAGCAUGAAUCACAUUCAAGCAAAUCAUCAGAAUCUGAUGAACCUAAACCCAAAAUUGCAAAGGUUGAUACUAAUAUUUCCCUUACCGAAGAAGAAAAUAUCAGAGUUGAUGUCUCAGAUAAAGAGCAUAUUAAUGAUGUACAAUUGAGAGAAGUAGGAUUGAUAAAGGAAGAGACUGUAUCUACAAACGUAUGUACAAUCCAUGAUAAAGAAGAUAGAGAUUUUGAAAGUCCUAAAUUACCACCUAUUCCAAAAAAAAUAGAUGACGAAUUUGAAGAAUCGGUAUUACCAAAAAUUCUUGAUAAACCAAAACAGUCUGUGCAAGGAAAAAUCAUUAUAAAGGAUCUUAAAAAUAGUAUUGUUUAUAAUGAAACUGUAAAGGAAAUAGAGAAUAAGGAAAAGGCAAAAGCUGCGCGUAUGGAGGAUGGUGAAUUAACAGACAGCAGUAAUAAUAAUAGAACACCAACAUUAAGUCCUACACCACCACCGUGUAAUUCAUUUAGAUCUCCCACAUUGAGUCCUGAUGAUACGCUUAAAUCUGAAUUGUCAGGUCCCUUGAAAUCUAGGAAUGAUCUUAGAUUAAUUUUAAGGGAAAAAGAAAAGAAAAGACUGGAAGUAACAGGGAAAUCAAGAAAUUACAGUGAUAAGGAUCGCAAGGAUAUGAAAAUAUAUAAUAAAGUUAAAAACAAAAAUAGCAAACGUAGUCGAAGUUGCCAUUCACAAGAAAGAAAUAGAUCAGAUUCUCAAACACGUUCCCAUCGUAGUAGGAGUAGAGACAGAGAUAAACAUUCUGAUAGAAAUAAGGAAAGACGUGAUAGAGAUAGAAGCUUUGAACGACGAGAUUUAGGAAGAAGUAGGGAAAGGAAGAGGCACAAAAGUCGUAGUAGAGACAGGAGUAGGGAGAAGUAUAUACGGGGACGAAGUAGGAGCAAAGAAAGAAAAGAGCGUAUCGAAAUUGACAAAAAAAAGCUUCUGGAUGAACUUACAGAUUUUUGUAAAUCAUUGUCAAAAUCUGAAGCAUUAGGAGAAUUAUCUAAUCUCUCUUCUGAAGAAGAUGGAAGCGAGUCUGAAAAAGGUUUUCAUCAUCCAUUUCUUCUCAAAGAAAGGCCAAGUCCUAUCGUUAUGAAUAUCCGAAAUGCAAAGCAAUUGCCAACAAAAACGUUUCAAGAAAAGACAGCCGAAUCUUCGAAUCAAUUGCGUCUACAGUUUCCUGUAUCUAGUGGUCAGCAUCAUAGAAAAACUGAAAGCGAAUGGAUCCCUGUGACACCAAAAAAACCAGAACAAAAGAAACCAUUUGUACCAGCAUCUGUAUCAACUGAACCAAUAGUGCCUAAGCCAUGUUCCGUACAAUCAAUACAAUCUAUACAGCCAGUAGUUUUUCCACGAACAUCUAUGGCAGGAUCAGUUGACAUUGGAUCCAUAGUGUCACAGAGAUUAGCUGCAAUGAGAAAGCUGAGAGAAAAUCCGAACGAUGUUGGUGCUUUAAAUGAAAUGUAUAGAGCACAAAAUGAGAUGAGGACCUGGGCAGAAAGUAAACAAAUGCCAGGCCAGUUUACUGGUAGUACAGGUGCCAAAGUGCUCUCACCUGCUGAGCUUACCUCAGGUUAUCAAGCAUGGGCUCAUAAGGAUCAAUUAGUGUCUGCACAACCUGUAUCUGGUGGUAUGGGAAUGGCUUUAUUACAAAAGAUGGGAUGGCGACCAGGUGAGGGUUUGGGUAAAAAUAAGGAAGGUACAUUGGAACCAUUACAGCUAGAAGUGAAAUUAGAUAAAAGGGGUCUUAUUUCGGAACAAGACAUUGGACAAAAGACAAAUAAAACGGCAAAACCGGUAGUACCGGCUAUUAAAACGUUAGAAGGAAAGCAUCCAGUAUCACUACUUGGAGAGUAUUGUUCAAAAAGAAAACUUGGUGCUCCUGUCUACGAAUUAUGCUUCGAGUGUGGGCCAGAUCAUAGAAAAAACUUUCUCUUUAAAGUAAAAGUAAAUGGUAUUGAAUAUAAACCAAGCGUUGCUAGUCCUAACAAGAAGCAAGCUAAAGCAGAAGCUGCACAAAUAUGUUUACAAACUUUGGGUUUGUUAUCUUCUUAGAUUAUUUUCAUUCGAUAUUGCACAUUGUAUAAAUUAUUUAAUCUAAUGUAAACUUACAUUAAACUAUACAAUUUAUUCAAU
Vespa mandarinia (Asian giant hornet) is the source of this 2886-nucleotide messenger RNA. RefSeq lists its product as uncharacterized. Gene Ontology annotation, molecular function: RNA binding. Lineage: Eukaryota; Metazoa; Arthropoda; Insecta; Hymenoptera; Vespidae. Gene Ontology annotation, biological process: regulation of mRNA splicing, via spliceosome; regulation of cell cycle. The record is from RefSeq and is a predicted model, not a curated record.